Molecule: messenger RNA, 1075 nt
Organism: Aspergillus pseudonomiae
Lineage: Eukaryota; Fungi; Ascomycota; Eurotiomycetes; Eurotiales; Aspergillaceae
Product: YdeI/OmpD-associated family protein
Exons: 1
Coding region: 104-877 (257 amino acids)
Source: RefSeq, a predicted model, not a curated record
GGGCAACCCGGGUCACAUGGCCUCAGCUGACACCACGUGGGGCGUGGAAACCCAAGAUCGACAAUCCAAGGAUUGAAGACUUUCACCACUCCACAGCCAUCCAAUGCGCGUCCUUAGCCGUGUACCCACGUCUAGAACUUUUUCUCGCGUGUUGACUACCUCGGCUUUCGGGAAGCUCCAGACCACAUCCAUAAUGCCGAAGGCACAAGCAAAAGCAGAACCAUCGGAUCUUCCGACUCACCCCUUUAGAUCAGCCACUGACUUUGAACAAUUUCUCGAGCGGGAGCAUGCCACAUCUCCGGGGAUCUAUGUGAAGCUGGCCAAAAAGUCUUCAGGCAUUCCAUCCGUGUCUCGCGAUGAAGCGGUGGAGACCGCAUUGUGUUUCGGAUGGAUCGAUGGUCGUGCGCACGCGUACGAUGAGGACUGGUGGCUGGUACGAUAUACCCCACGACGUGCGAAGAGCAUCUGGUCCAAGAAAAACGUGACGACCGUCGAGUCGUUACUCAACGCCGGUCGUAUGCGGCCAGCCGGUUUGGCCGUGGUCGAAGCUGCACAGGCGGAUGGUCGCUGGGCUCGUGCAUACGAUGGCCCGGCCAGUAUCACCGUGCCAGAAGAUUUCGCCGCUGCACUGACACAGACGCCGGCAGCCUCAACGUUCUUUGAAGGAUUGAAUCGGUCAGACCGCUACUCGGUGUUGGUUCAGCUUCAGUGGAUCACUCCGCAGCGCCGAGCGAAGCGCAUCGAGACAUUGGUCCAGAUGCUAGCAGAUGGUAAAACAGUAGGAGCGUCAGACAAGUCAGCUAAACCCAGCAAACGGAAAACUGUGGACAGGAACCAUGAAAAGGGUGGACGUCGGAAAGCAUCGAAAAAAGCAUGACCGAUGCCCAGUCCACGAUAUCGAUAGACAAGGCAACAUGAGGCUUCAGAUCCACCAGACACAGGGUGCUAGCUCCAAUUCUUUGCGACGAUUUAGGAGGCGUAGAUCACUAGAACACGCUGGGUUCAGCUCCUUUUCCUGUGUUUAGGAUACUAGAUUUGUGACGACUGAGAAAGUGACCAUUCGCCUUUGUCGCCU